AUGGUAAGGAAGAUGAGUGACACGUGUUCUUUGGGGGUAAUUCUAUUAACCAAUGUUGAAGGUAAGGAAGAUAGGCAGGUUGCAGGGAGAGUUAUUGUAGUGAUUUGGAUGUUGUGGAAUAAUAGAAAUAAUUUCAUUUGGAAUAACGAAAGAGAUGGUUAUGUGCAUUUAGGUACUCAAGCUUUUCAUACUUGGCAAGAUUGGUUUGGAGCCCAAGAGGAUUAUAUCUCUAAUAGUAUCAGUAAUCAACACCAAACAGAUUGGAAUCCAUCAAGUAAUGGGUGGUUGAAGUGUAAUAUGGAUGUCGGGUUCAACCGUCAAAGGAAAACGACUAAUAGGGGUUGGUGUGUUAGAGACUGUCACAAUAACUUUGUCUUUGUAGGUAUAACAUGGGACUACGGGCUCUACUCAACCGUAGAAGCAGAAGCCAUGGCCUUUAAUGUGAAAAUAAUGUGGAACUUUAUAAGUAUUUCAAUGUGA
Vicia villosa (hairy vetch) is the source of this 480-nucleotide messenger RNA. RefSeq lists its product as uncharacterized. Lineage: Eukaryota; Viridiplantae; Streptophyta; Magnoliopsida; Fabales; Fabaceae. The coding region runs from base 1 to 480 and encodes 159 amino acids. The transcript is spliced from 2 exons. The record is from RefSeq and is a predicted model, not a curated record.